AUGGAACCCGCGGAUUCCGAGCCUGACGGUCGCGAGGCGCCGAGCGCUUUGGCCCGACGCGCAUGUGACCAAUGUCGACUUCGCAAGAUUCGAUGUGAUAAGCGCUCGCCAUGUUCGAACUGUCGAAGUUCGAAUAUUGUCUGUCGGUCGACUGGUGAAGGCCAGAAACCGCAUGAGCCUCGGCGGCGCGUUCUGAUUUCAAGCCAAUAUGAAAAAAAGGUCGACUUAAUCGAAGAACGCCUCGGGGGCAUGGAACAAGCCCUACGCGAGCUUUUGGCUACAUCGCGACAACAAGCAGGGCCACCAACGACAAAGCUCCAUAGAUCAUCACAAGCUCUACCUCGACGAAAUCCGCCACUGCAGCCUGCAGCAAAGAAUGACCCUUCGAACCCCAGAGAGCCCAGCUACAGAUCCAAUGCGGCCAUUGAGCAGCAUGACUCAAAUUCUGGGUUUGAGGGUGGCUCCUCUCUUUCUGCCCAUUCGGCAUAUGCCAGAGAGUUUCUUGAGUCUGCCGUCUCGCAUGGCACUCCGGAGAUGCUUUCGAGUCCGAAGAUCAGCGAGGCGCUUUCAUCGCUGAAGCAGAUAGUCGAAAUGCAGAAUAAAAAACGAGAGGCAGACAUCAACAAAGGCCCGGCGUAUAGACAUGAUAGUCGCCUAGGUAUGCGGUGCGAUAUUCGCGACUUGGAAAUGCCACCCUUGCCGGUUGUUUUGUCGAUCAUACGAGAGGCCAAAGAAAAUCCUCCCUCUUCAUUCUCUGGAUGGAUUCCAUUUUUCACAAUCGACUAUUUCAUCGAAAAGUGCCAGGAAGUGUACUUCUGCACAGAUUACUCCUAUUCGGACACGACAUUUAUCAUCACCAAUUUUGGCCUCUAUUCCAUCUUCAUUGAGUAUCACAUAAUUGCAAAAGAGCAAGCCACUCGAGAUGAGUAUCAGCAUUACAUGCACUUAUGCAAAGAAAACCUGGAGACUGCCCUUGCGAAUCUCAAUAUCUUGAUGCCUGCAAACUUUGAUUCAGUUGCGGCAUUAGCUCUUGGGUCGCUACAUGGCAUCGAGAUAUCAAAGCCAUCAGUAGGCUGGACUCUGGCUUCGAUGGCUAUCCACAUGUGUCAGACCCUGGGUUAUCAUCGUCUGUCAUCCAUGGAACACGAAUCCGAAGAAGUCAAGCAAAAAAGACAAAGCCUUUUCUGGACGGUGUACACAUUAUUGAACAUCUUGUCAUUGAGGCUGGGGCGAGGGACGGUGAUCCAAGAUUACGAUAUUGCUUUACCUUCGCCGACCGAAAGCAUUGCGAACAGUGGGCCGUGGGCAACGGUCUGUGGUUUGUGGGCUAAACAGUCCAUGAUCCAAGUCCAAGUUUAUACAAUGUUGUAUAGUCCCGCUGCACUGAAUCGAUCCGAGAGCGAACGAGUCUCUCACGCUCGCCGUCUCGCUGCAGAAAUGCAGACGAGUGUCGUGGAGCCAUUCGACUGCAUUCUAUCAUCUGGUGAGCGAAGGCUUUCUGAUGUCGAUCUUAUCUACCUCCAAUCCGACAAAGUCAGCCGAAUGGCAACCUUGACUUUGAUAUAUCGGGCCAUACCGGCUGGGCCGAAUUCGACAACCACAUUCAUUCCUGAAUGCAUCGAGUCAGCUCGCGCGGCCUUAGAAAUCCACCAGACCUGCGUUUCAUCUCUCAAGGAAACGAGUGAGAUGAUCAGAAUAUCAUAUAUGCAUUGGGCCGUCUUCCUUUCUCCAUUCGUUCCCUUCAUUGUCAUAUUCUGCCAUGUGAUUGUAACAUCUGAUCAGAAAGACCUAACUCGCCUCGAAGACUUCAUCGCCUCUCUUCGCCCCCUCUGCCCCUUCUCCCAGUCCGUCGAUCGACUACACAGUCUCUGUUCGGUGCUUGGCACAGUCGCUCGCUUAUAUGUUGAGGCAAAAAGCCGCACCCAAACAGGCGAAGAUCAGACUCUUGCCUCGGUAGGCGAGGAAUUCGACGUCUACCUCAGUGCCCUGGGCUUGGCACCGGGCAACAUGGCCCCAGGAAACAUGGUUCCGAACGGUCAGACCUAUCUUCAGCCUGAUGUUCCACCGAUGCAAAUGGGUGUUUCGGAGCCCCCGUUGGGGACACCUGGAUUCUCUGCGCCAACGCCGCAACCUCAACCUCAAGAGGGAAUGUCUAUGGCUGAAAUGUCGCAGGCGACUCAGCUCGGGAAUUGGUUCUCUGGGAACCAAUACAUGAUGGGAUUGUUGGAAGAAGAUAUGUUUCAUUUUAAUCCAAAUGCGUGA
Molecule: messenger RNA, 2262 nt
Organism: Penicillium argentinense
Lineage: Eukaryota; Fungi; Ascomycota; Eurotiomycetes; Eurotiales; Aspergillaceae
Exons: 8
Coding region: 1-2262 (753 amino acids)
Biological process (GO): regulation of DNA-templated transcription; DNA-templated transcription
Molecular function (GO): DNA-binding transcription factor activity, RNA polymerase II-specific; DNA binding; zinc ion binding
Source: RefSeq, a predicted model, not a curated record